AUGGCGAGCUCCGAAACACCCAACGAGACUGAAGAAGAAAGGGUUCAAAGCCAUUGGCAAAAGCAACGAAUAGAGGAGCAGAGAGCUGUGAUUGAUGAAACCCUGGCCUGCGGUACAACCUGUGGACUUGUGGAAAGCCUUGACCCAUCCAUGAUGCGAACCGACCUUGCUACCGGGGUUUACAAUCCCCAAAGGGACCCCGCCUACACCCUUUCGCCAGCUGAGAUGAAUGACAAAUCUAUCAUUUUGUCUCCCCGCCAGAGGUCGCCACGGCAGGAGAGAGGCUACAUGGAAGUAGCAACAGAAGACCAAAGGGCGAUGUUCAAAGCUGCUUGGCGAGGACGCGAUCCCUUUGCCCUGUACACAUUCCACCGGCAUCUGCAUGAGCAUCAACAGGCUCGACGCUCCUUCUUACAGGUGUGCAGAGACGAGGAUGAGGUGCGGCAGUAUUGGAAGUGGGUAAGCAAGCUAGACGCUCAUAUUCCACAUGAGCAGCCCAACAUCGCCAACGACGAGGUUGACAAGAGGUGCGGAUGGCCGUUCAACGACCAUGCAAUAGAUCGUCGAGUAGAGGCAUGGCGCAGCAGGGCGGCCGAUCGAGCCACGCGGCUGAAUGAAGUGAGGGAGCGAUGGAAAAACAUUAUGAGAGAGCGGGUGGAGGAACGCAGGCAGCUGUUCUCGCGGAAACGGGAGAGGGGAGACGAUCAGGAGUCAAAAGAAGGGGAAGAUCGACUCCAGCGGAGUCUUGAAAGGUUGCGGAGAAAAAGGUUAGGGAACGUGGAAAACGAGAAGCCGAAAAUAUCCCUACGGUUGCGCUUGUUGCCCAGGGACGAGGAUUGGGGAACAACGAGCGGUUUCAUAGAGUGCAGCAAAGAAGAUGGACCGUCCAGGCAGCCGGGAUGA
Uncinocarpus reesii 1704 is the source of this 903-nucleotide messenger RNA. RefSeq lists its product as uncharacterized. The transcript has 2 exons. Bases 1 to 903 code for a protein of 300 amino acids. The record is from RefSeq and is a predicted model, not a curated record. Lineage: Eukaryota; Fungi; Ascomycota; Eurotiomycetes; Onygenales; Onygenaceae.